UGUCCCGCUCACUCAGACCUCACAGGAAACUCCCAGCUCCCCUGGCCCUCACACACUUCACUCACCAUCACUUACUACACUUCUUACUCAUACUCUCACACACACUCCUUCAGCAAAACACUCUCCCCAUCUGCACUGAGUCUGACCAGGGAGGAUGGCUGCGUCCAUGUGGAGAAUGAAUGGGCUUUGGAAAACGAUGGCUGGUGUUCUGCUGGUGUGCGCUCUGCUGCUGAGCAAUGGGGUGAUGUGUCAAGACGAUGCAACAGAUGCACCAGAUGCACCUGGAGAUGGAGCUGUCAGCGCCUCAGACUCACCUCCAGAUGCUGGAGACUCUGGAGUUUCAGGGCCGACUUCUGCCCCAGAUGCUAGUGCUGCUCCCUCUGUUGCUGAUGGUGCUGAUUCUGCUCCUUCACCUGCUCCUGGAGGUUCCUCUUUCCCAGCAACCAUUGUAAAUGUUGUCCUUGGUGGUGGCAACCCAGAAGACGAUAAGACGUCAGGCACUUCGGGGCCUCCUGUUGCCAGAGGGGAUGAUGGAGCUGCUGCAGACGUCGCCAGCGUUCCUAAACUGGUGGUGCCUGACGUGAAGUGUGUUGGAGAGAAAGAUAUCGCCGAAAGUAAUGCUGUCAAGGCGGUGGUGACAACAAGUGACUGUGAGGAAACAAAGAACGUUAUCCAGGCAAAUCCUGCAGGCUGGUGCAAUAAGGAAAACUGUAAUCUGGAAAUCUUCCAGGAUGGAGACAAAGUACUGGUGGCCAGUGAUGAUGCAAACUUGGGUACUUUGGCUGAAGCACUCCAGAGUGACGAGUUGAAAAAUAAGCUGGGUGUGAAAGAUAUUAAGUACUCAUCAUCAUCGGGUUCUUCUGUAUUUGUGGGGAUACUGAUCACCGGUCUGCUGGCUGCUCUUGCAAUCGCUAUUGGUUACUUCAAAUGCCAACGCAAGGCUGACACCAAGGGAGUAAGGCUGGCAGAGGAGGCCUAUCCGGCGGAUCAGGAGAACCAGGGGAAUACUCUCGUCUCUGUGGCCCCACUCAACCCCCCACCUGAAACCCAGGAGAAACCCAGCGUAAAUGGAGAGUCUCCUGAAGCAGCCAAGACCCAGCCUCCUCCUACCAACGGCCAUUCCACCGCCAAGACAGCUGACACCGAGCUGUGAAAUAGUCCACAAAUAACUGCAGACGAAGAAUUACCACACUAUACACACGAACAUACACCCGCACACAAACACACACUCACACAUGCCUCACUCCUUUUUUUAAUCAACUCCCCCCACAGUCAUUAUACAGCUUAAUGGACAUGACCAACACUUUCCUACUUCAACACUCCUCUAGUUGUGGCCCCCUUUACCUCCUCCUUUGGCUGCGUGCCUCAACAAACAUCCUGAAAACUAGUGUAGUUAAGAUAGCAACGGUGCUGAGAAAUGAUGCUGAUGACGACAAAGGCCCAGUCCCAGGGUUAUUAACGGCAUUCAGGCUGGAGAGACGCGUAUAAUUCUGGGUCGGAUAAUGACUGCAGCUUCUGGAGUCAAUGCAAUGUGUUGUUGAUUCCUCUGCUUGUCAUCAGCGUUACAAUUCCAACCAAACCCUCCACUAGAAAACAUCGCAUAAGCACACAGAUGUCCAUAGUUUAUUGUAAAGCCAUAACAAAGAGAAAUAAAACACAUCACACUGCCUUGAAAUCUGUUUACAAACUUCUCAGAGACAUAUUCAAUGGGCUCUCUAGUUUGUUUGAUUGAGCUAUAGAUCUUGUAUGUGUGUGAAUGUGUGUGUUUGAUGUACACUACAAACAAAAAGUUAAGGAUUUUUUUUGUUUGUUUUUUGUCAUUUUUGCCAUUUGUAAAUAAAACUACAGUAUGUCUGGUCAUUAAAAA
Molecule: messenger RNA, 1867 nt
Organism: Sphaeramia orbicularis (orbiculate cardinalfish)
Lineage: Eukaryota; Metazoa; Chordata; Actinopteri; Kurtiformes; Apogonidae
Gene: cd34
Product: CD34 molecule
Exons: 8
Coding region: 155-1153 (332 amino acids)
Biological process (GO): cell adhesion
Cellular component (GO): membrane
Source: RefSeq, a predicted model, not a curated record